AUGAUGAUGGAUUAUUCAUUCAUAAACCGCCAAGCUGGAGUUUCACUGUAUGCCAACGGCCUGAAAGAUUUUGCAAUUAAUUGGUUGUUUGUUGCUGAGUUAGCCAUACAGUCUGCUAGGGAAAAUGGUGAUCAUGGGAAAGCUACUUCUUAUACCCUUGCCUUCUGUAAAUCCUGCAUUCCCAUCCAAUUGAUCAAUUGGGUUAUUAGUCAAAGUGGCAUGGACAGAAAGAUCGGCAGACCAAGUGUUUCCACUCCCAUAGAUAUUAUAAAAUGGCUUCUAGUUGUUGAGGAACAAGGAUUAGCGAUAUUUGGUUGUGGAAUUGCCAAGCAUCGUGCAAAAGCUGUCCUUUACACUUCAAGAACAGAGCGCAUACUUCCAGUGGUCAAACAUCCCUUUUUAAAUUUGAUACAUGGAGGGUCUGUGAUCGAUAGAGUUGGUGGAGGUGAUGUAGAGAUGCAUGAUACUGUGGACGCCAUGAGUUUGUCUGGUGAUGAUAAAAUGAACACAACAACCAUUGAUGGAACUAGAAAACGCAAAGAAGGAAUUGAGGAUGACACAAAAGCACAGCUAAAGUAUAUGAGAUGUCAGUUUCAUGAGAAUCCUGUGAAAGAAAGCUCCUUUAUUUUCAGGCAACAGUGA
Vicia faba (fava bean) is the source of this 642-nucleotide messenger RNA. The record is from the annotation of a GenBank genome assembly. NCBI's taxonomy places the organism in Eukaryota, Viridiplantae, Streptophyta, Magnoliopsida, Fabales, Fabaceae.